Molecule: messenger RNA, 3563 nt
Organism: Contarinia nasturtii (swede midge)
Lineage: Eukaryota; Metazoa; Arthropoda; Insecta; Diptera; Cecidomyiidae
Product: armadillo segment polarity protein-like
Exons: 8
Coding region: 222-2651 (809 amino acids)
Biological process (GO): cell adhesion; positive regulation of transcription by RNA polymerase II
Cellular component (GO): catenin complex; adherens junction
Molecular function (GO): alpha-catenin binding; cadherin binding; protein phosphatase binding
Source: RefSeq, a predicted model, not a curated record
UAACACUUUGUGUGUUAGUACGAUACGAGCAGUGCAACGUUGUGAAUGUGCUGAGAGUAUACAAUGUACACAAUCGAAUAAACAGAAAGAGAAACAAACAGCUUAAAAAAUUACAAACAUUUUUUUCUCUGUAAAUUCAUAUUGAAUAUCGAACGAAGCGAUUUGAUUGAAUUGGAAAGCAGCGAUAAAACUCUUCUCGCAUUUUAAAAGAAAUCGUCACCAUGAGUUAUAAUCCCGUACAAAACCGAGGCAUGCCUCAUCAGCAAUAUAACAAUCCACAUCCACAAGAAAUGAUGUCUGCAAAAGAGCAGACAAUGAUGUGGCAACAGAAUUCGUAUCUUUGCGAUUCCGGUAUCCAAUCUGGUGCUGUAACUCAGGUGCCAUCGUUGAGUGGACACGAAGAAGAUGACGGAAUGGAAAAUGAUCCAUUGAUGUUCGAUAUGGACCAGGGCGGCUAUACUCAGAAUUUCACACAAGAACAAGUCGAUGAUAUGAACGCUCAAUUAAGCCAAACACGUUCGCAGCGCGUUCGUGCUGCAAUGUUCCCAGAAACUCUUGAGGAAGGCAUUAAUAUUCCGUCGACACAAUUUGAUACACAGCAACCGACUGCCGUACAACGUCUAUCCGAACCAUCACAAAUGCUUAAACAUGCAGUUGUCAAUUUGAUCAACUAUCAAGAUGACGCCGAUUUGGCCACGCACGCUAUACCUGAAUUGAUUAAGCUACUGAACGAUGAGGAUAACUAUAUCGUUUCCCAUGCCGCCAUGAUGGUGCAUCAAUUAUCGCGCAAAGAAGCAUCCAGACAUGCAAUUAUGCAAAGUAAUGCAAUGAUCCAAGCUCUCGUUCAGGCCAUUUCGACCUCGAACGAUUUGGAGACGACCAAAGGUGCGGUCGGUACUUUGCAUAAUUUAUCGCACCAUCGUCAAGGUUUACUUGCCAUAUUCAAAAGCGGCGGAAUUCCGGCAUUGGUAAAACUUUUAUCAUCUCCAAUUGAAUCAGUGCUAUUCUAUGCAAUUACCACAUUGCAUAAUUUGCUCCUUCAUCAAGAUGGAUCAAAGACAGCUGUUCGCUUGGCUGGAGGCCUACAAAAAAUGGUUCAAUUGUUGCAGCGCAACAAUGUCAAAUUUUUAGCAAUCGUCACCGAUUGUCUUCAAAUUCUUGCCUACGGCAAUCAAGAGAGUAAAUUGAUUAUUUUGGCAUCCGGCGGACCCAAUGAAUUGGUUCGCAUUAUGCGCUCCAAUGACUAUGAGAAACUUUUGUGGACUACUUCACGUGUAUUGAAGGUCCUUUCAGUUUGUUCAAGUAACAAACCCGCCAUUGUCGGAGCUGGUGGUAUGCAAGCAUUGGCCAUGCAUUUAACCAAUCCAUCACAACGGUUGGUACAAAAUUGCCUGUGGACAUUGCGUAAUUUAUCCGAUGCAGCCACUAAAACCGAUGGACUCGAUAUGCUCUUGUCAAGUUUGGUUCAUGUUCUCGGCUCACAAGAUGCCAACUUUGUGACAUGUGCCGCUGGAAUCCUAUCAAAUUUGACAUGCAACAAUCAACGCAAUAAACAGAUUGUGUGCCAAGUGAAUGGUGUCGAAGCACUGGUCAAUACGAUCAUUAAUGCUGGCGAUCGUGAGGAGAUCACUGAACCGGCUGUUUGUGCAUUACGCCAUUUGACUUCACGUCACGAAUUGGCCGAAAUGGCACAGAACGCCGUUCGCUUGAUUAAUUACGGUAUACGUGUUGUCGUCAAACUGUUGAGUCCUCCAUCUCGCUGGCCAUUGAUUAAAGCCGUUAUCGGAUUAAUGCGGAAUUUGGCCUUGUGCCAUGAAAAUCAUGCGCCACUCCGCGAACAAAAUGCCAUACACUGUUUAAUUCACUUGUUGAAUAAGGCACAACAGGACAUCCAACGCUCGUCAAUGGCUAGCAAUGGAUCUCAACAGCCAGGUGCAUAUGCUGAUGGUGUUCGUAUGGAAGAGAUCGUUGAGGGCACAGUUGGUGCAUUACAUAUCCUUGCAAGAGAUCCACACAACAGAGUAUUGAUUCGUCAACAAGAUGCUACUCCAAUAUUUGUUUCUUUGCUUUCGAGUGACAUUGAAAAUAUUCAGCGUGUUGCUGCUGGUGUUCUGUGUGAACUAUCAAACGAUAAAGAGAGUGCUGACAUGAUCGAAGCUGCUGGAGCAACUUCACCACUCACCGACUUAUUGCAUUCACGUAAUGAAGGUGUUGCCACCUAUGCAGCGGCUAUCCUAUUCCGAAUGAGUGAAGAUAAAUCGACCGAAUAUCGAAAACGUCUAUCCGUUGAAUUGACCAAUUCAUUGUUGCGAGACGAUACCGCUUGGACAAAUGACAUUGGUCUCGGGCCAGAUCUACAGGACAUGCUUGGGGCCGAUCAAGCAUAUGAGGGAUUAUAUGGACAAGGUCCGCCCAGUGUUCACAGCUCACACGGUGGACGAAUGUUCCAACAAGCAUAUGAAACAUUGCCAAUACCAAUUGACUCGUUCCAAGGGCUAGAGUUAUGUAGUCCAUCAUUGGUUGGACCAACUUCACCAUAUGAGAUGGACAUGGACGUCGGAGAAAUUGGUGCGGGUGAACUAUUGGACUCAAUGCCGUCUCCACCGGCGGGCGAUAAUCAAACAGCCGCCUGGUACGACACAGAUUUGUAAUUUGUGACCAACAAUUUCAAUUGUGAAUUUGCUGACAAUAUUAUGGCAACAUAAUCACAACGCAGCUAAAGUAUUCCUUUCAUUUUUUUUUUUUGACGAAAUAUCAAGGAAAAUUGUCGUAAUCAAUUUAUUUUUUUCCUUCUUCUUUGAUACGAUUCCAUAUUCUCAAAAUUUCCUAAAUGAUUUUCGAUAGCAUUACAAUAUUAGCAUAGUGAACUAAUAAUAAUCAAUGAUGAACAGAAUAAACGAUUGUCACAUGAAAUCAUUAAAUUAGGUUUAUGAAUCGAACAAACAGGGUGAAAGUGUGUCUUUAUGAAGUUUUCGUUCUAACUUCCUUCAAAUUGUUUUUGGACUAAAAGGAUUCACAAACGUUAUUGACAAAAAUUCAACUGAACAAUUUAUUGAUGAAAGUUCUUUUUUUUCACUAGACUUAAACAGCAAUCAAACAAUUUAUCGAUUGUUUUAAAUUGUAAGAUCAAUAUAAAAAUAUAUUACACAAGUACAAACACGACAUGUUAACCUAUUGGACCGAAAAAUAUUGUUAUUUUAACGUUUUCUUUUUGUUUGGCUCACCUUUCUUUUAUAUUCAAUGUUCAUUUAUAUCCAUAUCAUUUUGUUCGAUUUCGUAACGACUUUAUUUUAUAUGAUGAAAAUUGUCUUCAAUUAACGCGGAUUAAGUUUUAUUCAUUUGAAAAUUUUAUAUUUUUUUUUAUAUUUUUUGAGUUCUUUUUUUCUCAAAUAGAUUGUAGCUUUGUAAGCAUAUGAUUUUCAUAUCCAAUGCAUAAACGUUUACAUUUUCAUUUUAUCAUUUUCACAUACACAUACACAAAAUCUUAAAUCAAAAUAUUUACGAAUAGAGAUUUAUUGAACGAAUUUAAGCUGUCAUUCUUAUUCGCAGCGUCAGUGAAAUAU